Kockovaella imperatae is the source of this 7662-nucleotide messenger RNA. RefSeq lists its product as hypothetical. The coding region runs from base 340 to 7512 and encodes 2390 amino acids. The transcript has 8 exons. Lineage: Eukaryota; Fungi; Basidiomycota; Tremellomycetes; Tremellales; Cuniculitremaceae. Gene Ontology annotation, biological process: cAMP biosynthetic process; intracellular signal transduction. Gene Ontology annotation, molecular function: adenylate cyclase activity; magnesium ion binding; protein binding. The record is from RefSeq and is a predicted model, not a curated record.
CCGCGUUCUCUCAUGCACACAGAGCUCCCUUGGAACAAUAUAUCGAUUCGUGUAUCGAUUUCAUACUGUCGAAUACUGCGUGCCAGCCUUGGCUAGAUCAAUAUUACAUCCUCGGUCAGACCUAGGGAUCCUGCGAGAACUUCCGUUGUCCUUGAAACGAGCUUGAGUCACGAUUCGCGGUCAGAACAAAGGUGGAAAAGUCGCGCCGGAGGCUCCGGGGGCGUCUCUGGAAAAAAGACUCAAACAGUCGAAGGUCUAUUCAAGCAUGACAUAGAGCCGAUAGGCUGCACAGACUACCACAUCAACUACCGCGACGAUCUCCACGAGUCAUAGCCCACCAUGACCUCGCCACAUCGCGAAUCACCUCACCAUCGCGUCGUGCCUUUGGAGGAAGGCCCCCGAUCUAUGUAUGAAUCUCCGACCAGACCACAGGGAUCUACAUCCUCAGGACCUUCAUCUCUUGGCCGUCGGAGACCAGCUCCUCCUCCGCCGCUUGACAGUCAAUUGAACUUGGACUAUCAAAAUGGUCUCGAGCUAGGUCUGCCGCGAUCUUCAAGUUCCAAUUGGAAACAGUCUCCUCCGCCAGAGUCACCCACCUCGGGCCUGAGGUCUUCAGUCUCACAACGCCGCCCGCAUUCUCCGCGGUCCAACACUUCGCCUAACGUGUUGAGAAUGCCCUCAUCUGCCGGAGCGUCUCGCGAAGCAAGUCCUCGGAACUUUAGCAGACCUCUACCUGGUCGAAAUGGGAGUCACGAAGGGAGCGCGAACGGUAAUCGAGUGCGAGCCAAGUCGAUCGAGGGACCGGGCAGCUCAGCUUCUAGUCCAAGGACCGAUCCCAGCCAAUCACCAUUCGCCAAGAGACUCGAAAUUGAAGCUUUGCCGAAACGGUCCAGUCCAGCCAAGACCGUCAACGCCUCGACUUCACCGGUGUACCCUGGCCUCGUACUCGAACCUUUGGCUGGCAUCGAUCAGGGCAAUAGCUUACAUUUUGGAGUGGACACAAUGCGUUUCGACGGGCCAAUGGACGAUAUUCUUGACAUGAGCGCUGCUAUGGAUGCCGGCACUCGCAAGGGCAGCAAUACGGGUCAGGAUGAAACGAUUGCACCAUGGCUGAACGAUGCUGGCACGGCUCCCAUCUUUGGAGAACCAGGCGAAUCAUCGCGUCGGCCCAGCGCUGGGACCAAUGUGUCAAGAGAGGAUCCCAGUCCCACGUAUGACCCGGACUAUAUGAAGGACAGGGCGGGCACUACGCGGGAACCUCGCAAGCACUCAAAUCAAUUGCUCAAUCAUUUUGCAUCUGUUCCCUCUUUGCCAAAGUCGAAACGAUCAAUCGCGGAUGAAGCUCCGCCCGUGCCUUCGGGCUCCAAUCUAACGGCGGGGAGAGGAUCUCACCCUCAAUUUCCAUCUCGACCUUCUUCAUCUGGCGAUGCGAGCAUCUCCCGCGACGCAUCGCGGGCAACAUUUGAUCCUGACGAAGGAAACACACCGUUUGCCGGAUCUCGAAAUACGAGGGCAAAGCAUUCCCUUUCCUCAGCAUCCGAGGAUCCCUCUGGCCAUUCGCGUCAACCGAGUGUCACGGACGGUAAAACUUCACGACUGGGAAGCGUAGCUUCUACCACGUCCAUACCAAAUCAGAUUGAAAAGAAAAAAGGUCUCUUUAGCGGCUUCAUUCGUCGAAAGACUGGGCAGGCUGCGUCUAACAACGUCGAACCCGAUGGCCAUCGAGGUUCGGCUUCGAGCGGAAGACUGCCUUCUUCUGCCUCGACUCGCUCAAUAGGUGGCAAAACGUCAGACGCGUCAGACGAGCCACCUAUCAAGAGACCUUCCUCUCGCAUGCCAAGCUAUGUUCCCGAGGGCGCAAUAUCCCCUUUGGAUGAGGUCAGAGAAUCUGACCUCCGGCUGGAUCUCAAUCUCGAAGAUAUGGAGGGUAUCGUCGACCAGUCUCUGAUCGGUACUCCAGCUGCAUCUUACCGAUUCCCGUCGGUUCCAGCGCAGUCUGGUCAAGGCACACACUCGAUCCCGGAACCGCCUGGCUCCAUGUUCAUCCAGGAUGCUCUGAAUCACACGGGAAAUCUUGCGACAUCGGUCUCGUCCUACGGGUCUGGUUUAUCACAUCGAUUGCCCAUGAAUCAGUCUGCAGAAGGUCAAAUUGGUUCUUCUUCGGAUCAUACAGGCUCAGCCACGAGCCCAUUCCAACGCACUAAUCCAUUCCGAUCCGGAUCCUCAUCUAUAGGGUCAAUUGAAGAAAAGAGCAACGGCCCCCCUUCACCUCAUAACAUGUCACCGAAGCAUGCCGUUCUUCCCCAAAACCAACCUCGGCGCCCAUCUCAGCUUCGCAAUGUGAAGAUGGGGUCUCUGACAUCUAACACCUCGUCGACAGACUCGGGUGAUGGAAAAUCUCUGCAGCCGAACGCACCGACGUGGGCUGUAGCCGGAGAAGUGAACCGUGGACAGACCUUAUUCCAAGAUCCUUUCGGUGCUCCUGGCGCAACGGCGUACAACGAGUCUCUAGCUUCUGGAGGUAUCUCACCCAAUCGAUCAGCCAGUCGUGCCAGGCUUUCCUCUUCAGGUAUUUCGACUGAUCGAUCAACAUCGGGGCAGAGUGAAGCGGGUCUCCGUCCGGAUAACCAGCGGCCAUCUACUGCGCCAUCAGGAGGUGCCAACAUUGGUCCCUCAGCGGCGUGGGCAGCGCCAGAGUCCUGGGGUGUAGAAGCGGACGCCGAGCCCGAUGACGAAGCAAGCAGUGACGAGUGGUCUGGGCCGGCAGACAGUCCAAAUCUUCCCGACUCUCCCACUCCACCUACCAUGGACACUGCCAUGCCUUUGCCCCUUCCCAGCGUAUCAGGAGCGAAACCUCCUCCGUUUGGCUACAACUCGCCUGCCAAAUUUGGUCAAGUGCGACCAGGAUCCUCAAGAACUGGAGCAGGAGGACAUAGACCGCGCACUAGAGAUGCUAGAGGCAGACCUGGGACGGCUCGGCCUGGAACCGGCGGUCGUCCGAACACAUCUGGCAGUCUACACGCCUCGAAUGCCCCACAUUGGAUCCGUAUACAUCGAGCUGAUGGUUCUCAUUCCGUCAUGUCAUUCCCGCUCUUGACCACGACCGCGGAAAUCAUCAGCUAUCUGUCGGGAGCGAACGACGCUUCAGCAGGCAAGAAAGUCAGCACGAGUAUGAGACUGUUCGUCCGCGAAAGGGGACAAGAUCGGCUACUGCUGCCGUCGGAGAAGCCUUUGGCUAUACAAGAUCGUCGUCUACGACAGGCUGGCUAUACAGAAGCUGAACACAUCGAGGAAUUAGGCAAGAAGGAUCUGGUCCUCCUGUGCAAGUUCUUCUACCAGACUCCAGUCUUGCCUGUCAUGGAUCCAGAGGAAAGUUCGUACGAUUCGUUCGAAUUCAUCGACAUCGCUGGCAGAGCCCUCCAAACCAUUCCGAUCUUCUUGCAUCUACACGCUCACAACAUUAUCAUUCUCAACGUAUCUCGAAACCCCAUGACCGAUUUACCACUCGAUUUCAUUCAGGCUUGUUCAAGUCUCAAGGAGCUGCACAUGUCCUACAUGGCCUUGAAGCGGAUACCACAGGCAAUAUGUGCGAGUACCACACUCACUCGUUUGGACGUGUCAUGUAAUCGGAUUGCGGAUCUGGAAUCGGUUCCUCUACACGAGAUCGUCUCUUUGACGUCGCUGAAGGUUCAGAACAAUAAACUCGCAUCUAUCCCCAGCUAUUUUACCCAAAUGAAGACGCUCAAAUACCUCAACAUCUCCAACAAUAAAUUCGAAACAUUCCCUGCAGUCUUGUGCUCCAUGUCAAAUCUGGUCGAUCUCGACGUGUCCUUCAACAAUAUUGUCGAACUCCCCUCGGAAAUGUCAGAAUUGAAGUCUUUGGAACGAUUGGCAGCGUUCGGUAACGAGCUCACCACUUUCCCCUCCUCCUUCUCGACUCUCGCCAGUCUUCGUGUCCUCGACGUGCGGCGUAACAAGCUCGCCGAUCUUUCCACUGUCUACACUCUUCCAAAUUUGUCAACCCUUCAAGCCGACAACAACAAUCUCGCCACUCUGGACGCUCAAUUAGGCGCUCGUGUCAGAGAGUUCAGUGUACCGCACAAUUCAAUCACACGUUUCACGCUGGCUCCGCUCUCAUCCAUGGUCUCUGUCACCUACUCGUUGACUCAUUUGAAUCUGUCUCACGGUAAGAUCUCCACGCUGGCGGACGAAGCUUUCCACGGACUGGUCAAUCUUGUGCACCUGAAUCUCAACUUCAAUCAGUUGACACGACUCCCCUCGACUCUCGGGCAAUUACUCAAUCUCGAGGUCUUCAGCUGUACCGACAAUCAGAUUGUGGCCCUGCCGCCUGGUCUAGGUUAUAUGCAAAAGUUGCGCGAAAUCAAUUUUCACAACAACAACUGUCGAUCCAUCCCUGGAGAGCUAUGGGCGUGCAGUUCGCUGGAGUAUGUGAAUGCAAGCUCGAAUCUCAUCACUGGCUCCGGGGCCGUUCCGUCAAUGGAGGAUAUGAAGAAGUUUUUACAAGGUGUCGAUGAGAAGCGCAAACAAUCAUUCAUCUCGGCAGACGGACUAUCCCUCCUCAGUGUUCCCUGUGCUACGACUAUGAGGCACUGCUUGCUUGCGGACAAUCGAUUCCAGGAGGAGAUCUUCCACGCAUGCUCUCAUCUCUCCGAGCUGCGGACACUCAACCUCAGUUUCAAUGAUAUCUUCGAGGUCCCGCCGUCCACUCUCAGCAAAAUGUCGAAGCUUGAGGCCUUGUAUCUAUCUGGAAACAAACUCACGAGUCUACCGGCAGAGGACCUGGAAAAGAUGAGCAAGCUCAGAGUUUUGCAUCUCAAUGGAAACAAGUUGAAGACUUUGCCAUCUGAGCUAGGCAGUCUAGCUUCGCUGCAGCAUCUGGAUGUCGGUAGCAAUGUCCUCAAGUAUAACAUCGCCAAUUGGCCAUACGAUUGGAAUUGGAACUGGAACACCGCACUUCGUUACCUCAACUUGUCCGGCAACAAGCGACUCGAGAUCAAGCCUACUAGCGCCCAAGACAUGUCGCAUGCUUCAGCAUCACGUAAAGAGCUAUCCGAUUUCACUGCUUUGACCGAGCUUCGAGUCCUGGGUCUCAUGGACGUUACCCUGCGAAUCCCUUCCCUUCCUGACGAAAGCGACGAGCAACGUGUUCGAACAUCCUUUUCUGAGAUCAACAAUAUGGCAUAUGGCAUCGCUGAUAUGCUGGGAUCGACUGAACAUUUGGCAAUGUUUGAUCUCGUGGUGCCUAAGUUCCGCGGCAGAUUCAACGAGUGUUUGUUCGGCAUGUUUGGUCGAGAUUCGCCGUCCGCUCCAUCAGGCAAGAUCCCCAAGUUCCUACAAGACACCUUUGCGUCAGAAUUGAUCAGUCAAAUUGACAAGCUGCAACCUGGCGAAGACGUGACUCAAGCAUUGCGAAGGGCUUUCCUGUUCUCGAAUCGGGCGACGUUUGACCACCUGGUCGCCCGAUCCGCGGAAAAUAAUCGGAAAGGGUCCGUAGCCAGUUACGCUUCCGGGCCCACCACCGCGAGAUCGUAUUUGCCAGGAUCAUCUUCGAUAUUUCGCACUGGGUCUUCUGGAGCUGUCGUGUAUCUGGUCGACAAGACGCUGAACGUCGCGAAUGUGGGAGACUGUCUGGUUGUCCUGUCCCGAAAGGGGGAGGCAGAGCUCCUCUCGAGAUUACACGAUCCGACAGAUCGUGAUGAGACAGCCAGAAUUCGACGAGCUGAAGCUUGGGUCUCCACCAAAGGUUGCGUCAAUGAUGAGAAGGACGUGAAUGUCUCUCGUGCUGUCGGGUACUUCCAAACUUUCCCCGCUAUCAAUGCUUCACCUGAAAUUCGUACGCGACAGUUGACCGAGACAGACGAAUUUGUGAUCAUCGGGAAUCACGCUUUGUGGAAAUGGUGUUCUUACCAGACUGCUGUCGAUAUCGCCCGGACGGAGAGAGACGAUCCUAUGAUGGCCGCUCAGAAGCUACGAGACUUUGCAAUCUCAUACGGAGCUGAUGGAAGCGUCAUGGUCAUGGUGGUCAACGUUUCGGAUUUAUUCCUCGGACGGAGUGGUCAACGGCCGUCCACAGCAUCAGGUGGUAUUCCACUGGCUGGCUCUUUCGACGGUGCUUCAGACACCAACGCCACGUUCUACGGCAGAGACAAGCGCAAUGCGCGUCGUAGGGUCGAGGAAGUCGGUGACAGAACUCUCAAUCGAUUGCAGCAAGAGAUCGAACCGCCUCAAGGUCAGGUCGCCAUUGUCUUUACCGAUAUUGUCAACUCCACCUCACUGUGGGAGACCAAUCAAGGAAUGCCGACUGCCAUCAAGAUGCAUCACAACUUGAUGCGUCGACAGUUGCGCUUGGACGAAGGUUACGAGGUCAAGACUGAAGGCGACUCGUUCAUGGUGUCUUUCCAGACUGUCGCAUCCGCGCUCGCUUGGGCAUUCAAUUGUCAGAUUGGUCUUCUCUCUCUGGAAUGGCCCAGAGAGUUACUGGAGUGCGACGAUGGUAAACUAGUCUACGAUUCAGAGGGAAACGUUGUACAGCGUGGUCUCCGAGUCAGAAUGGGCAUUCACUGGGGAGCUCCACAAUGUGAACGUGAUCCGAUUACGGGCCGUAUGGACUAUUAUGGGCCGAUGGUCAACCGAGCUGCUAGAAUCAACGCCAGUGCCGAUGGAGGGCAAUUGAUGGCAUCACAAGAUGUCAUUAAUGAGAUUCAGAGCUUGCGAGAAUUUCUGGAUGCCGCGGAAGAGAGCAAGGACACGGCUGACCUGCCUGUGGACUUGAAGAGGGAUCUUCAGGAGCUAAGGAGGAUCGGUUUCGAGGUCCAAGAUAUGGGCGAACGGAAGCUCAAGGGUCUGGAGGUGCCGGAAAAAUUGCACCUUCUUUACCCCAAAGCACUUUCGGGUCGAUUCGAAUUGUCGAACGAUCUCCGAGCCAAUGUCGAAGUGGGAGAUGCUCGCGCUCAUUCCUCGCAUCGACAUAUCGAUAUCGACCAAGUCCGAGAGUUGUGCAAAUUCGUCUUGCGUCUCGAGGGCAUCUGCUCAUAUUAUCAAUCUGUGCCGAAUCCAAGCACACCGCCAACAUCUCCUAGGUCGCCAUUGUCGUCUCACGGGCUUUCGACAAGCGCGAUCGACAUUUUGGGCGUCAGCGCUUCCGUCACACCUACAUCCGCUGCUAUGGGGUCUAAUCGAAGCAUGGGUCGUCCGACCGAGAUAUCACUGUCGCCAAAGUCUGCUAUACCUCCUCUAGCCCUAAUCGGGUCCGCUACAGCGCCUGUGAUGGAGCAAUCACCCUCGCGGCGAACAAAGACGUUCAGAGUCAAUAUUGCUGAAACGUACCUUGGUCCAAAUAUCCGAGAUGACAUGGGUGAUGAGGAGCUGAUGAAUAUCAUGGACAGCUUGACGACCAGACUGGAGAACAAUAUGGCAAUGCUUUUGAUGCACCGGUUGGGCGGGACUGCAGCUGUUCAAAGUGCUUUUGCGCGAUUUGCAGCCUUCAUGUAGAUUUGAGUAGUAGAUCAGCUCUGGAAUCAUCAUGAUGAGAUCUAAUCAUAUUGUUUGCGUUUGGCUGCUUUGCGGGUCGAUCGUUGUCGUUCCGCCACUUUCGGGCGUCGCCGCUUCUGUAGCUGUAGCUGUGGUACAAGAAUGAAAGGG